AACAUGUGUUUCCGCUCCGCGCGAUUCGAGAGAUUGAGGGUUAUAGUGGUUUUUGUGCAGGUGGAAAAUAAUAUUUAAACAACAUUUAAAACAUCAUUAUAAAAUCAUGUCAAGUGAUCACGAUGGAGAAAGCAGUGAUGAAAUGGAAGUCCUCGAAGCUAACGAUAGUGACAACGAUGCAGACUCUGGUAACAUUGAAACAAAGGCUUACAUUCCGGGAGGAGAUCACACGAGUGGAGAAGAACUUGUUAGGGACGAAUCUGCCUAUCACAUGUACCACCAGGCACAAACAGGUGAUCCUUGUUUGAGUUUUGAUGUGAUACGCGAUCAUCUAGGAGAUGAGCGAUCAACUUAUCCUCACACGGCCUACCUUGCCGCAGGUACACAAGCUGAAAAGUCUCAUUUGAAUAACGUGAUUGUUAUGAAGAUGUGUAAUCUGCAUAAGAACUCUAAGGAUUCAUCAUCAGAUAGCGAGAGUGAGGAGGAUGAAGAUGAGGAGGAGAUGCCAGAACUGAAGACUGAUGCGAUCAGUAUAUCGGGAUCAGUUAACAGACUGAGGGUUACUAAAAUAGCAGACAAAGAGAUUGCAGCAUGUUGGUGUGAAACUGGCAGAGUUCACAUAUUUGACCUUAGCCCAUCAUUGAAAAGUUUAGAGGUCACAGGUCAAAGGCAACCAUCAAAAUCGAAUCCUUUACAUACUUUUGCAGGCCAUCAGAUUGAAGGUUAUGCUAUAGAUUGGUCUAGACUGGUACCAGGUCGUCUUGCAUCUGGAGAUUGUAAGAAAAAUAUACAUGUCUGGAAAUUACAAGAUGGUGGUAGUUGGCACAUUGAUCAACGACCUUUUACAGGUCACACAGACUCAGUGGAAGACAUCCAGUGGUCUCCAAAUGAAUCUAAUGUCUUUGCCUCAUGUUCUGUUGAUAGCAGUAUUCGUAUUUGGGAUAUCCGUGCCGUUCCCAGUCAAGCAUGUAUGCUGUCUAAAGACGCCCACAGUAGUGAUGUAAACGUCAUCAGUUGGAAUAGAAAGGAUCCAUUCAUUUUAUCUGGGGGUGAUGACGGUGUUAUCAGUGUGUGGGAUCUAAGACAAUUUAAGACUUCCCCUUAUCCUGUGGCAAAAUUUAAACAUCAUACAGGUCCCAUUACAUCUGUGGAAUGGCAUCCAACAGACUCUACGGUAUUCGCAGCAUCAGGUGCAGAUGAUCAAUUGACAUUAUGGGAUCUUGCAGUAGAGAGGAACCAGGAAGCAGACUCUGCAUCUGCAGAACUUGCUGCCAUUCCACCGCAGCUCUUAUUUAUUCACCAAGGGCAGAAGGACAUUAAGGAGCUCCACUGGCACCCGCAAAUUGCUGGAGUGAUUAUUAGCACAGCACUCAGCGGAUUUAAUAUAUUCAGGACCAUCAGUGUAUGACGUGUGUGACCCCAUGACACCUGUGUGACACCUGUGAAUGGCACUGAUAAAAAAUACUCAACACCAGUAACUGGAAUUUUCCACCAAAGUUCUGAAAAUCUCUUUAAUAUUCAAACCAAACACAUUUGGACAUCAAACAGGUUUUUGAAUAAGACUGACAACUAUUAGGUAAUGUUUUAAAGAUAUUUUUUUUAAGACGAUAGACAGAUCUACGAGGAAAAAUAACCUAGGCAGAGCCAAGACACACUCCCAAGGUACUGAAGUACCAUAUGGUACAUAAAAAGUCUACUAUUGUUGGUUAAAAAAUCAAGCCAAUAAUUAAAAUAAUAAAAGUAGAUUUAUAUAUAAAAUUCCUUCAAUUCCUAGAAAUAUUAAAAAUAGCAGUUCAUAUCUGUUAUGAAAUUUUAAAAAAUGCCAGAAAAUUUAUAUUAAUGUACUAUAUCUUGUACAUAGUUAAAAUUUCUGCAGUCUAUUUUAAAUAUGGUUGUUGCCCAUGUUCACUUUGUGUAUAAGAUGACCGCUGAGUGAAGAUUUUUGGAUGAUUGUUGUAUGUUGGGUGUAUGAAGACGAGCCCCUCCUUUAACCAUUGGAAUUCAUACAUUUUACUGGUCUUGAUGCUGCCAAAUGCAGGGUUAAUCUUCCAAAUAAUACCAUUUUAUGGGAUUUUAAAUGUCCAUCAAAAUCACAUUUCAAAUUGCGUUCGUUCAUAGGCCUAAAUUUGUGGGUUACUGAAGAUUUUAGGCACAGUCAACUUAGGGAAGUUUAACUGUAUAUAUUUUAUAUAAUUUAUACAGUAAUAAUAUAUACAGUAUGAUGAUGACAGACAAGAAUGAAAGGACCACUAGCUUUGAUCUUCUUUCAGUCAGUUUUAAAAAGUUUAACACUUGGCUUUUGCCCUUAGAAUAAAAAGUACAAUAUACCAGACAUUUAGGCCUACUGUACUACCCACAUUUUGUUAAAUAUUCUCAUCACAUUUUUAUCUUUUUCGGCAUUACUCAAUCAAUUCCAAAUUGAUUUACAAAGCUUUUUAGUCGUUUAAAUACGUAUAAAUAAACAGUUGUUUUUUAAAGGUGAGUUUACUGCAAUGAUUUACUCUUAAUUUAAAGUAAUUUAAAGUAGUUGCAGAUCGAAUGUCAUAUGGUAAACUAUUCUAUAGCACUGCCACUCGAUAGCUAUAGUAAGACUUCUUUUUUCAGUACUAAUCAAGUGGUUCGAGAAAAACUUGUGUUGUUGAAAUAGGUGGAGGCGGCACUCAUCUUCCUCCUCUUUCACUUGUAUGUCUCCAAUGUUGUUUAUAUUUUCCACUGGCCUGUUAUUUGUUGUACAAGUGAAUUCAUUCUCUGGCACUACCCAUUUUUAAAAGAAAUAUUUCAUGUUGUAUCGAUUAAUAGGUAGUUCAUUAAUGCUUCUUUGGUUCGAUGAUUCUUUCUUUUAAAGUGUAUAGUGGAAGAUGCAGUUCCAUUUCCAUUUGUUCAGUGUCUGAACCUUAAUUGCAAUCUCUUUCAUGUAUGUCCCUAAUAAGUUACCCCUGUGUUAAGAAUGUUGACCUCUACUAGCUCGUUCAACAUAUCUUGUAUUUUAUUCUGUUUUUCCAAGAUCCACAAUAUUUCUCGGCAGAUUGCAAGAUUUCAUUUCAUUUCUUUUUUCAUUUCAUUUCAUUCAUCUAGCAACAUGACAGUGCAUAAAUUAGCUGAAUUGUGUGAUAUUUACAGUACCAUUGGCGAAUAUUAAAAUAUUAAAACACUAGGAUAUACUGUAGUUACAAACAAUGCUAUGACAAUGCUUACAAAAAAUUUGAUAAAAAUAAUUAAAAUAAUGAUAAAAUAACAUAGGCCUAAAAGAUAAUUAUUUUUCUAAUAUGCUUUUUUGGCAGUCGCAAUUUUGUUCGUUACUUUGUUUCGUAGGGGACGCCAAUGGAUAUCAUUGUUUAAAAAGGCUUUCUGACGUUUCUUAAUACUUUUAUUUCUGGUGUGAUCCACGCCUUAUCUAGGGAAUGCAACAAUAGCAGAUCUGAUUGGAAAAUGUAGAUAAAUGGCUUCAACAGUGGUCGAAUAAAAAGCGCUUAUUUUUUCUUGUGUACUUUUAGCAUGCACACCUCAUCCCAAGUGUGGUGAGUAAUCCACCUACCAAACUCAUACAUUGUGCUUAAAUAUUGGUCUAUAUUUGCAGUUCCUAACACUACCAACUUGACUAGUUCACCAAUAGGGGAAUUUUUUUUUUUUUUUUUUUUUUUAAUUAUUCAUCCACAUAUCUAGGUAUCCAUGUAAUACCACGGAGUAACAUAGCAUAACAUAAAUUACAAUGUCAGCCAUUUCCAACCUAAAUAAUCUAUUAUACAUUCCGUUACAUUUUUCUUCUAAAAGAGUGCGCCAGUUAUGCCAACAUACUUUAAAUUCGUUUUUCUUACAAUUGGUAUCAAACAUAUACCUUUCCAUUUUAUAGAAAUGUUUUAUCUCAGUUAAUGCAUUCUUGAAGAUAGGCAUACAAUUUUUAAACCUGCAUUUAUAAAUAUGGAAUUUUAAAACCAUUAAUAUGUUAUUAAAAACAUAAUCUCUUUCUUCAAAAUUUCCCAAAAGGACCAGUUUUUUACUCAGCACUAAAUUUACUUUAAGGAAUCAUUUACUCAAGUCUGGAAACUGUUCCAGUAGAGAUUAAUAAUAUCACAGUAACAAAAUAUUAUAUGUAUAAUCGACUCGUCAAAUUUCUUACAAAACAUGCAAUGAGAAUUGUCACCUUUACCCAUUUUAACCAAUAGAGUAUUUGUACAUAGAAUUGUGUUUAAAAUUUGAAAUUGAAACCAACGAAACUUAAUUUCUUGGGUUGAUUUCCAAUUAUAUUCACAUAUCUUGUACCAUUACGAUCUUGUGAUUUGCAGGUUUAAAGUGUCGUUCCACUUUUGAAUACAUUUGAAAUGUACAGUAUUGGAGUAUAUAAAAGUGUUGUAAAUUUGUUUAGAGUACAACCUUUUUUUUCCUUAUUUAAUACUUUCAGUUUUUUUGAUACGUGUAGCAGCUGUUAUAAGACCUUGAUGCCAAACAGAAUCAAAGGCUUUUCUAAAAUCAAUAAAAGCCAAGUAUGUUUUUUUCCUUCUUCUGGUCUUGUAGCAAUAAUACUUUUUAGGACAAAAAUUUGAUCCUCACAUCGUCUAUCCUUUCUAAAGCCGCCUUGGACUUUAGUAAGUGUCACACGGCCUCUAUGAACCCGUCUGACAAAAGGUCCGAACAUGUACUUACAGGAGACACAAAGAAUUAUCAAAUAAAUAAUUAUCAAAUACUUAAAUAUUUUACAUUAUAACCACUACCUUGCGAACGUUAGGUCAACGUUACAUAUACGUUUGCAUACCAACCGUUGUUUGACGAACCUAAAAUGAACGUUCACCAAACGUUAUUUAUACGUUUGUAUUUUAAUAGUUUGCAUUUCAACAUAAUCAUAACGUUAUCUAAACGUUUUAAAAGUAACGGUAACCAUAAAUCAACCUUUGCAACCAAAAGUCAACGUUAAAUAUCUUGUUCGGGUUCUAUGAACCCGUCUAACAAAAGGUCCGAACAUGUAUUUACAGGAGACACAAAGAAUCAUCAAACAAAUAAUUAUCAAAUACUGGUACUUACAUUUACAUUAUAACUGUGCUACCUUGCAAACGUUAGGUCAACGUUACAUCAGAAUAAAUAUUUUUGAUCAAGUUAAUUACAAAUGAAUUAAAUAUCUUUUGACAGAUGGCUUAUCUUAUGAUCAUUAAUUUUUUUUCACAAUUAUGUAAUAUCAAUAUGCUUUCUAUAUUAUAUGUAUUUCAAUAAUAAGUUCACUUUUAUUCACUCCGUUAUUAGCUGGUAGAGUUCACCAUUCAAAUUCAAAAUAAUGCAUUUCACUUCCGUACGUUUUCUGCACCGUGAGGUAACUCGCAUAUACGGUCUCAACUUCAACUUCUCGUUAAUUUUGUUACGUAUCUCGCGUUAACAAAGUUUAACUCAAUAAUAA
Messenger RNA from Anneissia japonica, 5383 nucleotides. RefSeq names its product glutamate-rich WD repeat-containing protein 1-like. The record is from RefSeq and is a predicted model, not a curated record. The transcript has 7 exons. Gene Ontology annotation, molecular function: protein binding. Bases 107 to 1408 code for a protein of 433 amino acids. Lineage: Eukaryota; Metazoa; Echinodermata; Crinoidea; Comatulida; Comatulidae.